UUUCAAACCCUAACCCUAGCUUUCCCUGCAGACCGUCGAUAUACAUAUAAACACAAAAACCCUAGGCGGCAAUCCUAGGCUGCCUAAACCCAAAAUCUGAUUGGUGCUCGCAAGGCACGCAGCAGAGCCAUUCCGAUCCAAUCUCGUCCCCUGCGCUUCUCUUCUUUGUUCUUGCGAAAUGGCGACUCAGAUGAGCAAAAAGCGAAAGUUUGUGGCUGAUGGAGUAUUCUUUGCGGAGCUAAACGAGGUGUUGACCAGAGAGCUAGCUGAAGAUGGUUACUCUGGAGUCGAAGUUAGGGUUACUCCGAUGCGCACCGAGAUCAUCAUUAGAGCCACCCGCACUCAGAACGUUCUCGGCGAGAAGGGGAGGAGGAUCAGAGAGCUGACGUCGGUUGUACAGAAGCGCUUUAAGUUUCCGGAAGGCAGUGUGGAGUUGUAUGCAGAGAAGGUCAACAACAGGGGACUUUGCGCUAUUGCUCAAGCUGAGUCCCUUCGCUACAAGCUCCUUGGCGGCCUUGCCGUUCGGAGGGCCUGCUAUGGUGUUUUGAGAUUUGUUAUGGAGAGUGGGGCAAAAGGAUGCGAGGUGAUUGUUAGCGGUAAACUCAGGGCACAGCGUGCCAAAUCCAUGAAAUUCAAGGAUGGGUACAUGAUCUCAUCUGGUCAGCCAGUUAAUGAAUACAUUGAUUCAGCAAUUCGACAUGUUCUCCUAAGACAGGGGGUGCUUGGUAUCAAGGUUAAGAUCAUGCUUGAUUGGGAUCCGAAGGGAAAGCAGGGCCCGACAACACCACUCCCAGAUGUUGUGACAAUCCAUACUCCUAAAGAGGAUGAGGAGUACUCCAGGCCAGCAUUGAUUCCUCCUACCGAGCUUGAGGCCCCUGUGUUAUAAAUACAAUCAUUUAGUGACAAAUGUUAUUCCAAUCAGUUCAGUUAUCUGGUAAUCCCCUUGAAAUGUUAUACAUUUGUUUUGGAUAUAAGUUUUAUAAAGAUUUGAGGUUGUUCGAUGCAGCAAUAGGAGGGUAACUUUGCCGGUGCUGCGAUGGUUUCAAGUAAAGCUUGAUAUCACAUUUUGCCUCCGUUGUUUUA
Messenger RNA from Diospyros lotus (date-plum), 1083 nucleotides. Its product is annotated as 40S ribosomal protein S3-3-like. The coding region runs from base 179 to 886 and encodes 235 amino acids. Lineage: Eukaryota; Viridiplantae; Streptophyta; Magnoliopsida; Ericales; Ebenaceae. Gene Ontology annotation, cellular component: nucleus; cytosolic small ribosomal subunit. Gene Ontology annotation, biological process: translation. The record is from RefSeq and is a predicted model, not a curated record. Gene Ontology annotation, molecular function: structural constituent of ribosome; RNA binding. The transcript is spliced from 6 exons.